This is a messenger RNA of Anopheles bellator, 1203 nucleotides long. RefSeq lists its product as uncharacterized. The transcript is spliced from 3 exons. NCBI's taxonomy places the organism in Eukaryota, Metazoa, Arthropoda, Insecta, Diptera, Culicidae. Bases 1 to 1203 code for a protein of 400 amino acids. The record is from RefSeq and is a predicted model, not a curated record.
AUGCCGCGGUUCCUGUUCUCGUGCCAGGGGCUACUUUUGGUGAUUAUUGUAUGGAAAUAUGCCGAGAGAGAGGACACCCGCAGCGAGGACCCACUAGAGUCGAUUUGCGAGUACGACGUAAAGCAACUCUGUCCGGAAUGUUUCACCGACAGUUCCGUGUGUCGGGGGAUUGGUGAAAUAUUUAAGCCUCAAUAUGAUAGCUGGUCCAGCAGAAUCAACGGUCUGUUCAGCGCACAUACCACCACACUUGGUACCUUGGGCAAGACGAACGCUUUGGCGGUCAUGAAACGGUUAAAUCGGAAAGAAACUAUUGAGCAACUCUUGCGCGAAUUCUGCGCAACCGAUGCGACCGACACCCAUAGAUGCGCAUGGUCCCGAUCGGGAACACUGAGGGUAGCAUCAGCGUUUGUGGCCGAUACAAUUUUGGACAGGCGUCGCAUUGAAGGAUGUAUUUUUUGUCCGACGAGCAUCAAUCAUUUAUCGCUGCAACGUUUUCUGUCAACGAUCGAGCCAACGGCCAUCGAGCUGUGGAAGCUGCUGGUGAUACGGACGAAUGCCGAACCAUUGAUUUUGAAGCUUCUGUCCCAGCAACAGACAGCCUUUCCGGUGCCGACACUGCUGCACACGUUUGGAUUUUCUAUCAUCGAAAGCUACGAAGGUGAGCCGUUAAACAACUUCUACGAUCACCAUCCGUCGGUACAAAUGUUGAUUGCACGGGAGCUGAUCAAAGCCGCAUUCAGGUUUACCGAAGGAGCGAGCGGAUUCAGAUUUUACCUCACCGACCUCAGCCCUGACAAUGUGGCAGUAAAGCUGACAGAGGACUCCAGAAAGGUGACGGUGUCUUUGGUGGACUUGGACAACCUCAUUGUGUUGGAUAGUCUGUCCGAUGGGCUUCGCUCCGACCAACCUCACGUGCACGGCAAGAUCGAAUGUGACGGAUGCUUUGCGUACGUGCAGGACGAUGUUUGCGGUCAUCGCAGCAGUGAUCUGAACUACUUUGCGGUAUGCCAGCUACUACACGGAAACCUCAACGGAAACGCGGAGGUUGGACUGCUUCAUUUGGUCACCGAUGAAGUCACCGACGCAGCUCAGACACUGCACGAUCUGCUCGACGAAUGCGUUCACUGCCAGCCACCGAGCUGCCGCAACCGAUCCGCAAUCCUCGAGGAAGUGUUGAACGUGUUGGAUCAAUGCUUGGCGUGA